CAAAAAAUAAGAAAGAAGAAAAGAAAACAUUUUGAUUGUGGUUGCUUGCUUGCUGCAUCUGCAAUGAUGAUAUGUUGUUUUUAGAAGAAAAGCUUGGAAACAUAUAAUUUUGUAAUUAACAAUUGAUCUUCGACAACAUAACAUCGCCCUUAAAUAUGUCCCAAAAUUCGGAAAAACCGUCGAGUCAGGAUGCUGCCGAUCCUACUGGGCCGGCAGGUCGGAAAGGUGUUCUUAUAUCGUUCAGGACUGGGAAAACCAUGGAAAUACCUGAGAAAGACAUACUUGGACGAUGUCGAUUUGUGGGUGAAUUUGAAAAGCUGAACCGCAUUGGUGAAGGCACAUAUGGCAUUGUAUACAGAGCUAAGGACAAGUUGAGUAACAAUAUAGUAGCUUUGAAAAAGGUGAGAAUGGAUGUUGAAAAAGAUGGGCUGCCUCUGAGUGGACUCCGGGAAAUCCAAGUUCUCAUGUCGUGUAUGCAUGAAAAUAUUGUACAGCUGAAGGAAGUUCUUGUUGGAAGAUCCCUCGAAAGUAUUUUUCUUUCCAUGGAGUAUUGCGAACAGGACCUGGCAUCAUUGUUGGACAACAUGUCAUCUCCAUUUACUGAAUCGCAAGUGAAAUGUCUUAUGCUGCAAGUGCUAAAGGGUCUGAAGUAUUUGCACUCCAACUUUAUAGUGCAUAGAGACUUGAAAGUCUCGAAUUUACUGCUUACAGAUAAAGGCUGUGUCAAAAUAGCGGACUUCGGUCUGGCGCGGUGGCUGGGCGCGGCGGCGCGCGUGGCCACGCCGCGCGUGGUGACGCUGUGGUACCGCGCGCCCGAGCUGCUGCUGCAGGCGCCGCGUCAGACGCCCGCGCUCGACAUGUGGGCCGCCGGCUGCAUCCUCGGCGAGCUGCUGGCCAACAAGCCGCUGCUGCCCGGCCGCACCGAGAUCGAGCAGCUCGAGCUCAUCGUCGACCUGCUAGGUACCCCCUCGGACGCGAUCUGGCCGGAGUUCAGUUCUCUGCCAGCAUUGCAAAACUUCACGUUGAAACAGCAGCCGUACAACAACCUGAAGCAGCGGUUCCCGUGGCUGUCGGCCGCCGGCCUGAGACUCCUCAACUUCCUGUUCAUGUACGACCCCAACAAGCGGGCCACGGCGGAGGAGUGUUUACAGAGCUCAUAUUUCAAGGAGCAACCUUUGCCCUGUGACCCGAAGUUAAUGCCAAGUUUCCCACAACACCGCAACAUGAAGGGCCAGCAGAAGAGCUCGUCGAACCAGCUCAACAUCCCGCUGUCGAACCUCAACACCGGCGCCAACGACCAGACCAACAAUCUGCCAGCCAUUUCAGACCUUCUCGGCUCGCUAGUCAAGAAACGGAGGCUAGAUUAACACUAUUAAGUAGGUGUACUAAUUGUUUUAGUCUUAUGCCGCGACCCAAUUGUUCCGUCGUGCUCCAUUGCGAUGUAGUAGCUUGUUGCCGCUCCGUUGUUUUACAUAGGUUUAACGUUAACGUGCGUUUACAUACGCCGAAACAACAUAUAAUUUCUGUUCUGGUCCGAUGACGGACGUCAACGCAACGAAUAACGACGAUGUAGUGGAGCUGGGCACUUAAGGUCAUAGCACACUUCUAGCGCACCGCUCUCAUCCAGCAAUAAGACUUUCAUUGAAAAGUAAGCUUUAAUGCGUACUUAAUCUCUAGACAUAGUUUACAUUGAUAACAGAUUAGUGGACUGCUCGCUUUUUGCUCUUUUUUUUCUAUAUAAAGUAUAUCUACAGAUGACGAGUUAAACCGUACUUUUCGAUGAACGUUAUAUUGUCGGAUGGGAGCAGUGUGGUAAAGUGUACAAUGUUCAAUGUGUUGGGUCUCGUGGUGACAUGUUUCUAUAAAGCCUGCAUUCUGUCUGCAUAAGCGGCUUUAAUAUGUGAUAUGUAAGAGACCACUUUUUAUUCUGAGCAUGCCAGAUAUGUCAUUAUCGAAUGUUUAACCAUUUUGACUAACCAUUUCCAAAUUCCACUGACGGAUGGUGAUGCGAUCUAUAUGGGUGUGCGUUUAAGAUUAUACAUUCGUUUGACAACAUCUGGCAAUCACGAAUCACCUUGACAAUUUAGAUUUUAUGUCUUAGGUUAUAAGGAUCCAAUUGAAAAUACACUGUCUUAAGAA
Molecule: messenger RNA, 2139 nt
Organism: Plodia interpunctella (Indianmeal moth)
Lineage: Eukaryota; Metazoa; Arthropoda; Insecta; Lepidoptera; Pyralidae
Gene: Cdc10
Product: Cdc2-related kinase
Exons: 8
Coding region: 156-1367 (403 amino acids)
Biological process (GO): protein phosphorylation; regulation of mitotic cell cycle
Cellular component (GO): nucleus
Molecular function (GO): cyclin-dependent protein serine/threonine kinase activity; ATP binding
Source: RefSeq, a predicted model, not a curated record